AUGCUGGGGAGUCAUGUGAUACCAAGAUGGCGGUGCCGCGGUAGCUUCCCUGGGACAGUACGGUCCUAGGAGCGGCGACAGUUUCUGCCCUUAGGUCGUGGGGAGACUCAUUUGACUGAUUCUGCGGUAGCCCGUGGCGAGGAUUAAUGACACGAUCAGAGCUGGGACUGUUGAUGUCGCCGGUAGGUUCCGGGGAGUGCUGGUGACCUAGCUUCAGGAACCUUGCGCCGGCCCGGGCAAACGCUGGAGAAUGGCCAGCCUCCGUCAUCUGGACCUGCAGCUUUGGAGUUCAUGAGGCUUGCCCAGGGCAUCACAGGUCCCAAACCUUGAGAGUCUGCGGCAAUUCGAGUUCUUCGUUGUGUGACAGGGCAGUUUAGGAUCCCCGGAAGUGCAAAGAAGGCCGCAAGAACUUCGUUUUCGCAUCCAGAGGCCUGACUCUCCCUCCGACCAACCCUACAUUAUUUUCCAUUUCCUCUCAAUGUGCUUGCCAUAUUUCAGGAAAUAUGAUCAGCGCCCCUGAUGUGGUGGCCUUCACCAAGGAAGAUGAAUACGAGGAAGAACCUUACAAUGAGCCCGCUUUGCCUGAGGAGUACUCAGUCCCUCUCUUUCCUUAUGCCAGCCAGGGGGCAAACCCCUGGUCUAAACUGUCUGGGGCCAAGUUCUCCAGGGACUUCAUCCUCAUUUCCGAGUUCUCUGAGCAGGUGGGACCCCAGCCCUUGCUUACCAUCCCCAAUGACACCAAAGUUUUUGGCACUUUUGAUCUUAAUUACUUCUCUUUGCGGAUUAUGUCGGUGGAUUACCAGGCUUCAUUCGUAGGCCAUCCUCCCGGUUCUGCCUACCCCAAGUUGAACUUUGUGGAAGACUCUAAAGUGGUACUGGGAGACUCUAAGGAAGGGGCCUUUGCAUAUGUGCACCACCUCACCUUGUACGACCUGGAGGCCAGGGGCUUUGUGAGGCCCUUUUGUAUGGCUUAUAUCUCCGCAGACCAGCAUAAAAUCAUGCAGCAGUUCCAAGAGCUCUCGGCCGAAUUUUCCAAAGCAUCUGAGUGCUUGAAGAUGGGCAACAGGAAGGCAUUCGCUGGGGAACUUGAAAAAAAGCUGAAAGACUUGGAUUACACAAGGACAGUGCUACACACAGAAACCGAGAUCCAGAAGAAAGCCAACGACAAGGGUUUUUAUUCUUCUCAGGCGAUUGAGAAAGCCAAUGAACUGGCCAAUGUGGAGAAGUCCAUCAUCGAACAUCAAGAUUUGCUGAGGCAGAUCCGCUCAUACCCUCGUCAGAAGACGAAGAUCCCUGACUUGCAGCCUGGUGAUACAGAGCAUACCCAGGAUCAGGCUGACCAGGUAUCCACUACCUCUAAUCCUGAGGAGUCCGCUAAUGCAGACCUUUAUACCUGCAGACCGGCUUACACCCCCAAACUCAUCAAAGCAAAGUCCACCAAGUGUUUUGACAAGAAGUUGAAGACCUUGGAGGAACUCUGUGACACUGAGUAUUUCACUCAGACCCUGGCCCAGCUUAGCCACAUUGAACACAUGUUCAGAGGAGACCUGUGCUACCUCCUGACCAGUCAGAUUGACAGAGUGCUUCGAAAACAACAGCCCAUAACGAAUUUCCUCUUUGAAGAUUUUGUAGAGGUGGAUGACAGGAUGGAAAAGCAAGAGAAUGUACCCUCUCAGCCCAGUCAGGACAGGCUGCCUCCCAAGCCUGUAGAAGAAUGCCCCAUUCCUAAAGUGUUAAUUAGCGUUGGCUCUUACAAGUCCAGUGUGGAGUCUGUAUUGAUCAAGAUGGAGCAGGAACUUGGCGAUGAAGAGUACACGGGGGUGGAGGCAACAGAGGCACGCAGUUUUGACCCCCAAGAGAACCUGGACUACCUGGAUAUGGAUAUGAAAGGGAGCAUCAGUAGUGGGGAAAGCAUUGAGGUGCUGGGCACCGAGAAGUCAGCCUCUGUGUUGUCGAAAUCUGACAGCCAGGCCAGCCUCACCGUGCCAUUGAGCCCCCAUGUAGUCCGUAGCAAAGCGGUCAGCCACAGGACAAUCAGCGAGGACAGCAUUGAAGUCUUAAGUACCUGCCCUUCUGAGGCCCUCAUUCCUGAUGACUUUAAGGCCAGUUACCCAAGUGCCAUUAAUGAAGAAGAAGCCUAUGCGGAUAAUGAGGGGGCCAUCCAUUUCCAGGCAAGUGCCGGCUCACCAGAACCGGAUGAGACUCAGGAGGGCAACUUGGAAAAUAUCCCAUCCCAAAUAGACUCCAGCUGCUGUAUUGGAAAGGAGAGUGAAGGUCACUUGGUGCCUCUCCCAACCCCAGCCUACACUCUUUCUGAUGAGGACAGUGUGGUGAGCAUUCCCCCACAGCGCUACAUACAGAAGGACCAGGGGCUCCACGUGGACUUCGGAGUGGAAAACACUGACCCUUCUCCCCGAGACAACAGUUGUGAAAUGUUCCCAGCUUAUGAGCUGGAUCCAAGCUGCCUUCUGGCUAGCCGAGAUGUUAGUAAGAUGAGCCUGGAUAACUACUCGGAUACCACUAGCUACAUGGGCAGUGCGGCCUCUACCAGCUCAGACAGAAUCCCCUCAGCACCUCCUGCUGGCCUAUCCUCUGAGAGGCACAAAAAGAGAGCUGGCCAGAAUGCCUUAAAAUUCAUCCGCCAGUACCCUUUUGCCCACCCAGCCAUCUACUCCCUGCUCAGUGGGAGGACACUUGUGGUCCUGGGCGAAGAUGAAACCAUUGUCAGGAAGCUGGUGACUGCACUGUCCAUCUUUGUUCCCAACUAUGGCUGCUAUGCCAAGCCGGUGAAGCACUGGAUUUCUUCCCCUUUGCAUAUUAUGGAUUUCCAGAAGUGGAAGCUUAUUGGCCUACAAAGAGUGGCCUCUCCUGCCAAUGUGGGUACCCUCCAUACCCUGAGCCGUUACAGCCGUUAUACAAGCAUCCUGGACCUGGACAGCAAGACCCUACGCUGUCCCCUAUACAGGGGUACACUGGUACCCCGCCUGGCUGACCAUCGCACUCAGAUCAAGCGGGGCAGCACAUACUACCUUCACGUCCAGAGCAUGCUCACCCAGCUCUGCUCCAAGGCAUUCCUCUACACCUUUUGUCACCACUUGCAUCUGCCCGCCCACAGUGAGGAGACACAAGAAGCAGUGGCCAGCAGACAAACCAGCUUCCUAAAGCUAAACCUGGGGCUCGUGAACGAGGACAUCAGAGUGGUACAGUACCUGGCUGAGCUGUUGAAACUGCACUAUAUGCAGGAGUCACCGGGGACCACCCACCCACUGCUCAGGUUUGACUACGUCCCCAGCUUUUUGUACAAAAUCUAAGGGUCUCAGCCACUGUGACCAAGACCUGUGACUCAGGGCAUGGGGAGGGAGAAGGGUUGGUGUGACUAAAUGGUUGCCUGAGCUGGAGUGUUGAGCCUUCUGGUGUCAGCAGGAAGGAAACAGGUGGCAGUUAUAGUUGCAACAUAGCCCUGGGCAGUGUGUGAUGUGGGCUGAGCAGAGGUGGCACAUGGCCCUCCAGAAGGACAGUAGCAGCUGCUCCUGGUUCAUUAAGGAAGUAGCUCCCAAAAAAGGGGGUGUCCUUAAUUUUCCAAGGAUCAGCAGUCUGAGCAGGAAGAGAAAGCCCCAGACUGUGGCACUGGAAAAGAUGAGGCUAUGUAGCCAAAGCCCAAAUGACGUCUGAGUGGCACAAUCAGCCUGGGCGCUGUGACGAUGCGGUGGGAAGCAGGACAGCCGCCGCCUCCAUCUACCUCUAACAAGGCCCCUUACUUGGCAUCCUGGAGCCUGAUAACCAAGAGGAGGCUCCUGAACAAGGCCACAGAGGAACAGUGCUCUGGUCAGCUGCAGAGACACAUCUGGGCUGCGAGGGUUGCAGACCACAAGCAGCUCCUGUCCAUUCUUUGCCUCUACCAAGGCAUUGCUCAAGUCCCUGGGCCAUUGUGACAGUUGUCACUAGCCCUGGAUGAAAAGCAGAUGCCAAAUGGCUACAGCCAGUUUGAGAAGUACCUUGGGAGCUGUAGAUGAAGCAGACCAUAACGCCAUCACCACUGUGCGUGGCAGGAGCUGCCCACUGGAUCCUCUUAUCCAGAGCAUUACCUCUGACUUCCCCUGGGAAGAUUGGCAGACACUUACCUCCUGAGGGCUUGUGGGCUUUGUAACAGCUAAGUUCUGGCUGGCUGGCUGGCGUGCUGACUAACCAUCUAAGCAAGGAUGUCCUGUACUCGCUCCUGGGUGGCUAUCUUUAUAUACACAUCUGGGAGGCAGUGUACAUGUUCCACAGUCAUUCCCAUCAUGUUCCUUUCCCUUUCAAGGAACCUGGGAGGAAGGCACCUUUUAGUCCCCACCUGGUCCCCUGGUGGCCAUCAUCAUGACCUCCCUGGGAUUCCUGUUGCAGCUGCUCGUGUGCAUGGAAUGCUUCUUGUAAUCUUGAAAAUGUGAGACCUUUUAAAAAAAACUUUCCUCCCUAAACAAGAGAGGAGUUCUGGUUGGUACUGCUGCUUUUAAAUUUGCUCCAAAAAGCUGCAGUAAAUUAGACCUGGAUCAGCAGCCUGGUGUAUGCAUCAGUUAGAUGCUGUGUCCCUGCCCUCAGGUCUGUCAGCAGGUCACACUACUGAGGUCUCAGAAGGAACCUGUGGAAGCCAAGUAACCAAAGAUGGCUGGCAGCAUGUCACUCUUGGGUCACAUUCCUUGCCUAGGACUUUGACACAAAGUUGCAGCCUGUUGGUCCUGGUCAAGAGGGUAUGGGAUUUUGCUUCUGAGCCUGUGACAAAACCAGAAAGAUGGCACUGCCUUCACUAGUUUGUGUCUGUUACAUGCAUUACAGACACCUUUGUGGCUGUAGUUUCUCCUCAUGGGCUCCCUCAUCUGCUAUUGCUUCUUAGUGUUCUAGAUGCUACCGUUGACUGGUUGGCUAAGUUCCCUUUCCUCAGGUCUCCAAGGAUGAAUGUGCUAGAGUUUAAGAGCCAGGUAGGGAGGUGAUCAGUUGCUGGGACUACUGCCUAACAUGGUGAAUACUGUGUGCCCCUGUAUUGAGAAAGGCAGCAGCCAUGCCUGGCCUUCUGGAUACUGAAAGUAUACACACACACAUCUUGGCAUUCAGCCACAGAGUGGCUCAGAAGACAAAGUCAAGACUGGUGGGGAGUGGGCAGAACAGUUUUGUGUGGCAGAAAUGGUGAACAGGUUCCUCUCUUGAAUGGCUCCUUACUAAGACUGACAAGGGUUUGAACUCCAUUUACAGUUUUGGGUUUUUUUUUUUAAACAGGAUCUCAUAUAACCCUGAACUCUUGACCCUUCUGCCUUGACAUUGCAACUGCUAGAAUUAUAGUUGUUUGCCACUAGAACCAGUGUCUAGAUUUAGACUUUGGUUUUAAAAUUUUGUUGUGUUGAUUUAAAAGGAUUAAUUAAUGCUGAAACCAUGCUUCCCCUUAGAGGUUACCAAUCCUUGGGGCUGAGUUCAGAUAGAGGCAGUUAAUUCUCUGUUCCUUUGUUUUAGAGGACUGGAAUCUUCUAAAAGUAGUACAUGUGUACACCUUGAUGUUGUAGAGACUUAUGCAGCAGGACUCAAGUUUUCAGUUGGUCAUGGGGCAUAGUGGCACACACCUUUAAUCCCAGUACUUAAGAGAAGAGGCAGGUAGAUGUCUGCAACCUUGAGGCCACCCUGAUCUGCAUGAUGAACCUCAGGCCAGCCAAGACUAUGAUACUGUCUCAAAAAAGAAGCUUCCAUUUGAAGUGUUUCUCAAGUACGAGGCUAGUAAAGAUUUUUGUUGUUCUGUUGAGACAGUCUCAUAUAGCCCAAGCCGACACUGAACUCUGUGUGUAGCUAAGGAUGGCUUUGAACUUCUGAUCCUCCUGCCUCCACGUGCUGAGGUUGCAUGCCUGCCAUGAGUUUUACAGAUCAAUCCAGGGCUUCAUACACACUAGGCAGACACUAAACCACCUGAGCUCUAUCCCUAGCCUGGCUAAUUUAGUAAAAUAACUAUUAAGGCUACCCCACAGAUGACAGAGCUCCUCACUACUAUCAUUUUGAGCCCUGGCACUAAAACUGGUAAGCUGUUGGUUUAAACUGGACUGCCAAGCAGUUGUUACUGCAGUAGCUAAAGUUGCUCUGAAAUUUGGAACUGGACUGUGGUUGUGACCUGUCCAUCCUGAUCUGGCCUUUGUUUUUAGAUCAGGUACAAUAUUUAAAAUACAAAUGAUUUCAACUUUAUCUAAAUUAGUUACCAUUUCAUAACCCUGGAAGGCCAGGAGACCUCCCUUCUCCUUUGCCAAGAAUCAAAGCCAGCAGUUGAGCUCUGUGGUCCUGGAGGCAUAGCUUCUAGAACAUCUUGUAUGCAUCUUGGCCAUCCAUCUGCUACGUUAAGUCCAUGCCAUUCCCCCAGCCUGAAUAUUGCAUAUUGGACCAGUGUCCUGUGCCACCGCCAUGGUUUGUCUGAGAUAGUUGGGUGGUGUUAGCUCUCCUAAUGAUGGAUGAUGUAUCAGACAUUCGAGGCCUUUGGAGGAAUCAAAUCCUCAUGGCAGUGAGGCCAUCCAAGCUACUUUUUACUUCCCUAGAAAGCUCUUAAGAAAGUGCCUUGGCUUGAACUUUAAAACUAAGCCAGCUUUCUGGCUUCACUCUAACACUGUUAUCAAACUGGAAUCUUUAAGGGAGGCAUUGCAGAAAGGAGAGGGAAUUGGGUUUCUUUUGCUCAGAAAGCAAAGCUUCCCUUGAGUUUAACAUACUGUUUCUCUAAGUCCUUGGCCCACUAAGAUCUGGUUCUGUUAAAGCUUUGGGAAGGAAGAAAGAGGAACAAAGAUGUAGCAGUGGAAAAAGAGCAUCUCACAGGGCCCUAACUGGGGCCAGCUGUCUUUAGGUAGGCAGGAAGCACAGUGGCCCCACAGAGAUGAGGGGACCAAUAUCCUAACCACACCACAAGCAAACUGACACCAUGGCAACAGUAAUAACAAUGGGCCAGCUCCCAGGGAGCCCUGGCCAAAUUCUCUUAUGCUGGACAGCUGGAGCUACAAGCUGGACAGAGCACACAGCAGUUGCAGUACAGACAGUCUGUUAACUUGUUUUCUAAGAAGCUAUUUUAUUACUGCAUGUUCCCACCGUCUGUAAAUCUGUCCCAGCCGUGCUGCAGUCACAGUACUGGAACUAGAGCACUGCGGAUGUGAUCAUGUCCCACAGGCAUUGUGCGCAAAAGCUUAGAAUAAAUGCCAAAUAAAUAAUAUGAGGAGUGUACUUUUUAAGAUAUUAAUUUAUUUGAGUUCAGAUAUUUUUAAAAUAUAAAAACUGGUUGUAUUUUUUAAAAAUAUAAUUCUUGUAGACAUUCUGUGGGUAAAAAUUUGAUUGUCCAUAUUAAAAAGUUACUGAUGGUUUGCAAUUCAGCAAUGUACAAAUAAAGACUCUUUCAGAAGGUGGCA
Mus musculus (house mouse) is the source of this 7391-nucleotide messenger RNA. RefSeq names its product Smith-Magenis syndrome chromosome region, candidate 8 homolog (human) (gene Smcr8). Gene Ontology annotation, cellular component: nucleus; Atg1/ULK1 kinase complex; chromatin. The record is from RefSeq and is marked validated. Gene Ontology annotation, biological process: regulation of autophagy; negative regulation of autophagosome assembly; negative regulation of macroautophagy. The transcript is spliced from 2 exons. Lineage: Eukaryota; Metazoa; Chordata; Mammalia; Rodentia; Muridae. The coding region runs from base 504 to 3311 and encodes 935 amino acids. Gene Ontology annotation, molecular function: GTPase activator activity; guanyl-nucleotide exchange factor activity; protein kinase inhibitor activity.